This is a messenger RNA of Micromonas pusilla CCMP1545, 1336 nucleotides long. RefSeq lists its product as uncharacterized. The record is from RefSeq and is a predicted model, not a curated record. The coding region runs from base 1 to 1305 and encodes 434 amino acids. The transcript has a single exon. NCBI's taxonomy places the organism in Eukaryota, Viridiplantae, Chlorophyta, Mamiellophyceae, Mamiellales, Mamiellaceae.
AUGGGACGAUCCCCCGGGCGCGAGCAUCGCGCGCAGGGCGAGCAGCGAGUCCUUCCCGCCGCUCCAGAACAGCGCGGUCGCCUUCGUCGGCAGAGCGCCCUCCUUCGGGACGUGCAUCACGCUCGGGACCUGGAUCUUCUCCGGUUUCUCCUCGUCCUUGACGUUCUCGUGCGCGUACGCGCAGUGCCUGCACCCGUUGCCGCAGCACACUCCGCGCGCGAGAUGCUUCACCCUCGUCAUCACGGUGAGCCCGGUGCACGGAUCGACGUAGAAGUGGUCUCCGCGAGCGCACGCGGUCUCGUGGUGAUCGUCCCAGCAGAUGUCCUCGAUGUCCGGGAGCGCCCCGGGUUUCGCGCGAGGGAUAUACACGCCCUCGGCUUUGAUGUCCUCCAUCGACAUGCAGCUCAUGACGACGGCGGCGCUGAGAACGUCCGUCCGUCUCUCAGCGCCCCGGGGAGGCGCGACCGAUCGUCCGUCCGUCCCUCAGCGCCCCGGGGAGGCGCGACCAAAAAGUGCCCUCGAGCCCGCCGUUUGACGCGCGAAAAAGCGCGCGCUGCAACGACUCUUUAUCCGUCCGAGUCAGCACCACGGCGUCACACCAUGGCGCAGCCGGUCGCGCACCUCGUCCCGUCGAGCGCGGCGCUCCCGCGUCGCGUCUCGUCGCGACCCCGCGGACGACGCUCGCUCGCCGUCCGAGCCGGCGGCGUCGCCGCGUUCGAGGACGUCGAGCAGCUGUGGGGUGCCGUGCACAUCGACGCGACGACGAAGGAGCGCUGCUGGUUCGCCGCGUACGACGCGCCGUUCCACGGCGUUCCCUCCGGGCCGUACAUGGGAGGGAGAGUCGCGGACAUGAACGCGCACAUCGCGAAGCGGCACCGCGUCUUCUUAGAGCGCUCCAGGAGGGAGCUGUGCGGUCACGAGAUCGCGCCCCAGGAGUUCGCGGAGGCGCUCGAGCGAAUGCGGAGCGUCCUCGGCGUCGGCUUGGACGGCGCGGUGAAGUGCGUGUUCGGCGAGCCGUCGCUGCUCGCGGCGGACAAGGCCGAGCUCGUGCGCGGCCUCGUGACGUUGCGGAUCGAACACGAGGGCGAGGACAUCGCGGAGCUCGUCGUGAAGAGCCGAGGCGCGUUGUUAGCGGGCGCCGCGCACGUCGUCUGCGAGGCGGAGGACGACGACCGCGCCUCCGCCGCCGACGACGACGAUCCGGAAGACCUGAGGUGGAUCUCGUGGUACUCGAAGAAGACGAAGGAGGUGGAGACGAGCGCGCGCGAUCAUAGAAGUAGAUACGAGCGGCGACUACGACCCUAGCUGAUGUCUAUGACUACCUACGAUGCUUCUC